Molecule: messenger RNA, 1121 nt
Organism: Caenorhabditis elegans
Lineage: Eukaryota; Metazoa; Nematoda; Chromadorea; Rhabditida; Rhabditidae
Gene: lys-3
Product: Lysozyme-like protein 3
Exons: 3
Coding region: 101-1006 (301 amino acids)
Biological process (GO): cell wall macromolecule catabolic process; response to stress; peptidoglycan catabolic process
Molecular function (GO): lysozyme activity
Source: RefSeq, marked reviewed
ACAUUCAACUAAAAAUACAACUUUAUUACUUGAUUACUCAACCAGCGACAUCAAAACGAGUAUAAAUGCUUUCUUGAGUUCAAUAUUAUCAUUUCGGAAAAUGAAACUUUUCGCUCUUCUAGUCUCUAUUACAUUGUGCUACUCUUUCCCAGCUCCUCUUCAAACGAAUGUAUCAGAACCAUUUGGAUUGCUGCAGAAAGUUUCUGAACAAGUGAUUGACCCAGAUUAUAAUAUUCCUGAAGUGAAAGAUGCUCCAGCAAUUCCAUAUGAUGAACGAAACUCCCCAACUCAUGCAUAUUCAGUUGACAUUUCAUUUCACACAACUCCGAGUGACAUGGAUUGUUUGAGAGAUCAAGGUUAUAAAUCUGUAUUUGUCAGAGCUUUGAAUCCAAUUGGAAAUACUUAUUUUGAUCGAAAUGCCUUGAAUACAAUCAACAAUGCAUUUGAAGCUGGACUUGGAAGUGAAGUUUACAUCACUCCAAACAUCAACUCAACAAGGUCUGGAGCAGACCAAAUUAGUCUGGUCUACCAGAAUUUGCUUGCUAAUGGAAUUAAUGUUAGAUCUAUCUGGAUUCAAGUAACUUCUCCAACAAAUUGGGUUGCACCAAUGGCUGUGAGAAUUGAGUUUAUCCAAGAUAUGAUUAGAAGUGCGAAGAAUCUGGGCUUGUCAGUUGGAAUCUACACUUCAUUUUAUGAUUGGUUGGAAAUCACAGGAGGCUGGAACACGUUUAGUUCUGAUGUUUUCUUGUGGUACUGGCAUGUUCUGAGUAUGGGUACUGAUGGUGAAACUACUCCAACUCUUGAAGAUUUCCGUCCAUUUGGACCAUGGAGACAGGCCACUGUGAAACAAUUUGGACAAGUUGAAAAACUUUGUGGAAUGAUUGUAAACCGAAAUGUGUAUUCCACCGGAAACCAACACUUGUCUCAAAUUGUACACUUCUCAACUCAUCAAGAAAAUUCGAGUUCGGAGAAGAAAUUGAUUCGUGUUGGUGGAAUCGGAUUUUGAGAAUCCAAGGAAUGAGAAUUGUCGACUAAAUCUUUGAUACCAGAAAGCAUAAUACAAAAUAAAUAUUUCCGAUGUGAUUGUCGAUAACCUUUUUAACGAUAAAAUUAUCAACACA